AUGGAGGAGUUUUCGGAGGUGGAGACCUCGUUCGGGCUUCUCGACGGGGAGAGGUCGCCUGAGCACCAAGGCGACGCAGACCGGCGCAGGAGCGGUUCCAGACGGCUUCCUGAGUACAACGAAACUCGUCAGGAGAUCUUCACCGUGCGGAAGGCAGACGUGGGUGUGAAGUACGCAAGAGCCAGCCCGGAGAAACCAGCGAAGGCGCAGCAGCUCGUAGAAGGGACAAUGAAUGCACACAACAGCAAGACCUCGGGCGUGAAAUCUGAAGACAACGGUCCAUCACGAAACCAGCACGACCAUAUUGAGGUGACUGAGGUUUCGGAAGUCAAAACAGUCAAAAACCAUUGUCAAUUCAGGAUUACAAACGUCGCCAACGAAAGGAAGGCCGAAAGUCGCGAGGGAGACGCCCAUCCGCGACCACGAGGAAAAAAGAGAAGCCCAGCAAAGAGGGCGGCGAGGGGGAGGGACGAGGAGGAGGCAGAGAUCUGGAACGACCAGACGUGCCGAGGAGCAGCGCGUCACCCACAUGCCUCCUCGGCCCGACUCCUCGACCUGGGGGGCGGGUCCCGGCCGAACAGCAGACAAGAAGCGCCGCAGCGCUACCGGCAACGCCUCGACUCUUACCAGCAGCACCAGCAGUCAUGGGCCAGUACCAGUACUCGCACGGAAGCUCGGCAACGAAUCUCACCAGUCAGGCCACGCACCACAGCGGUGAGCGCGAACCCAAGCCAGCUGAACCACCACACAGGAAAACCAAGACGCUUCCCGACCGCUUCGCACGGACAACGAGAACGAGCACAGCAAGACGCGCAUCAUCUACAUUGUCCCGCAGCCGCUGCGAGCACCACCGGCCCAGUAGCACCGAGGCCGCAGCAGCAACCGGCAGCGCCACGGCAGCACCACCUGAGGCCGCCAGGACCAGGCUGCCGGGCGCUUCCGGCUCCAAACAGGCGAACAGCGAAUCCGAGCCCAGAGGAAGGGCGGCGCCUCCAAGAUAAACUACCGUCCGUCGAGGUCGCCACUCGGAAGUUGGUGAAAUGUCUUACGCCGAGUCCCAAGUACUUCCUUCCAACAGAUCCCUACAACCACCGGCGGUACUGA
Messenger RNA from Penaeus indicus, 1104 nucleotides. RefSeq names its product serine/arginine repetitive matrix protein 1-like. The record is from RefSeq and is a predicted model, not a curated record. Lineage: Eukaryota; Metazoa; Arthropoda; Malacostraca; Decapoda; Penaeidae. The transcript is spliced from 2 exons. Bases 1 to 1104 code for a protein of 367 amino acids.